AUGGCCAUGGAGAAUGCCACAGGAGGAAAGAAAACAAUCCUUCCGUUUCGGUACUUGAUGGCCGUAAUGGGAUCGAUCGGAUUCGCCAUUCUUUAUGGCUUUAAAGUCAAUGCCAGCGUGGCUAUCGUCGCUAUGGUGAAUCAUACAGCUCUUAAAUCGCACAUCAAAUUAUCCACGUUGAAUGACUCCAAAACUGACAAUACCACGCUAACGAGCACGAAUAUUUGCCAGUUUGACGAUACCUCAAACGUCAUGAUUGAAAGCGAGGACGGUCCAUUCGUGUGGAAUGAACUUAUCCAGGGUCUCAUUCUAUCUUCCUAUUUUUGGGGCUAUACGGUGUCCAUGUUGCCGGGUGGAAGAUUGGCAGAACUCUGGUCGGCCAAGUGGUUGAUGAACGGAUCGGUUCUACUGAAUCUAAUUGCGUGCAUCCUGACGCCGAUCGCUGCGCGUAUUCACUACUGGCUUUUCAUAGCUAUGAGAUUUCUUCAGGGAUUCGGCGGUGGUGUAUCGUUUCCCGCUAUGCACGUGAUGGUUGCCAAGUGGGCGCCGCCGAAUGAAAGAAGCAUCAUCGCCUCGAUCGUGUAUGCAGGGACGGCACUUGGCACCGUGAUUUCUAUCUUGCUAACUGGCUUGCUGGCCGCGAACUUCGGUUGGGAGUCCAUCUUCUACAUUGAAGGCGUACUUUGUCUAAUCUGGUGCACCGUUUGGUGGCUGAUGGUAGCGGAUUCUCCGGAAGAACAAACGAGAUUCAUCACCAAAGAGGAGAAGAAUUAUAUCUUCACGUCUUUGGGAGGACACAAGAAAAAUAUUCCUAAAGCGGUACCAUGGUUACAAGUAUUCCGUUCCAAACCAUUCAUGGCGAUUCUGAUCGCUCAUUUCUGUAGCAACUUCGGCUGGUACAUGCUGCUCACCGAACUGCCCACCUUUAUGAAUCAGAUUUUGAAGUUUGACAUGAGCUCGAACGCAGGUUUAUCGUCCAUUCCAUUUUUGUGCAUGUGGCUCUUCACCAUGAUUCUCAGUAAUGUGCUAACUAUUCUGCAAAAGAGAAGUCUCAUCACAGUGACUGUAUCUAGAAAAAUCGGCACUCUUUUUGCAUCGCUCGUACCCAUGUUGUGUUUAAUACAAGUAUCAUAUGUCGGGUGCGAUCGUACGAAAACAGUCGUGCUGAUGACAAUCGCGGUAACUUGCAUUGGCGGAAUGUAUUCUGGUUUUCUGGCAAAUCACAUAGACAUCGCACCGAACUUUGCCGGUAGCCUGAUGGCAGUAACGAAUUUCUUCGCCACCAUACCCGGUUUUGUCGUGCCGGUAUUCGUAGGACAAUUGACUCACGGAAACCAAACCAUAGAGGCGUGGAGGAUCAUCUUCCUCGUAACAAUCAUUCUAUAUGUAAUCGAGAUAUUGGUUUACACUAUCUUUGGGAGCGGCAACGAACAACCAUGGAACCAGAUUGAAGUACCUGAUGAGGAAGCAAACGAUCCGUCACUACCUUUAAGGAGGAACAAUACAAAAUAGAAAAUAUAUCAUGACUUAAUUAUUGACUAUACUAUGAUUAAUUAUUCAUCAUAAACAGUUUUGUAUGUAUUUUAUAUUCUGUGCAUCCUUGUCGCGGUAGAAUAAUUUUAUUAAUAUUUUACAGUUUUACAAUUUCAUAAGAUUAUAAAAAGAAGUUUAUCAAGAUGUUUAAUAGGUUUAUUUUGUUAUGUAUAAAAUAUAUAUUAUUUAUUAUAUAAUAAUUAAUUGAUAAAUAUAUUUAUUUAUUAUAUAACAA
This is a messenger RNA of Solenopsis invicta (red fire ant), 1768 nucleotides long. RefSeq names its product putative inorganic phosphate cotransporter (gene MFS3). NCBI's taxonomy places the organism in Eukaryota, Metazoa, Arthropoda, Insecta, Hymenoptera, Formicidae. Gene Ontology annotation, biological process: transmembrane transport; monoatomic anion transport. The record is from RefSeq and is a predicted model, not a curated record. Gene Ontology annotation, molecular function: transmembrane transporter activity. Bases 1 to 1512 code for a protein of 503 amino acids. The transcript has 9 exons.